Messenger RNA from Linum trigynum, 3145 nucleotides. NCBI's taxonomy places the organism in Eukaryota, Viridiplantae, Streptophyta, Magnoliopsida, Malpighiales, Linaceae. The record is from the annotation of a GenBank genome assembly.
AAGCAAAGCCAUUAAAAGAGAGAGAGUGAAACUCCAAUCCACCCAUCCACCCAUGGCGAAACUAGCAGCUGUUUUAUUCCUCCUACUAACGCUGCAACUAUGCUGCGGUGCGUCUAGCCAUUCAUAUCCUCCUCCUCGUCCAUCACUGAUCUCUUCAGAACGUUGUCUUCCUGACGAGAGCAUUGCACUGCUGCAGUUCAAGAACUCAUUCGUCGUCGGAGUAGUCAAUCACGACGACGACAAAAUGGCAACGUGGAAGGAAGGGUCGGACUGUUGCUCGUGGGAAGGUGUCACUUGCGACCGUUUCAGCAGUCAUGUCGUCGGCCUCCACCUUGGUUGUGACCAACUGUCCUACAUCCCUUGUCGGCGGUUUCAGGGGACUGAUCUGCAUCCAAACAGCUCCCUCUUCCACUUGCGGCACCUCCGGAGCCUCGAUCUGUCCUACAAUGACUUCAGUGGCUCCACCAUUCCCUCAACCUUCACCCAGUUGACCAGCCUGGCUCAUCUCAACCUCUCUUAUUCGGGGUUUUCCGGUCACAUCCCACUCGGGUUCAGCCGUCUCAACAAGCUUGUCACACUUGAUCUUUCCUAUAAUCGGCCAUAUGGUGAUCAAGAAAGAGCACUCUCCUUUGGCGACAACGACGAUUUCUCCAAGCUGAUGCUGAACGCCACGGGAUUAAGCGAGCUUCUGCUUUAUGGCGUGAAUAUGUCAAACAUCAAACCGUCCUCCUUCUCCAACUUAUCACACUCCAUGACAUAUAUCGGCCUUUCCGACUCUGGAUUAGUAGGGGAUUUUCCGGAGAGCGUCUUCCGCCUCCCAAACCUCCAAGGGUUUGUUCUCUAUGAAAAUCCACAGCUCUCCUCCGUUGUUCAGCUCUCCGUUCAAUUUCCAUUCUCGAAUUGGACUGCUAGCCACCUUAAGGUAUUAGCUCUCUCCUCAGUCAAUUUCUCUCGACAACUGAUGAUCCCAGCUUCAAUCGGGGAUUUGAAGUCCUUGCACACUUUAUUCCUUUACGUCUGUUCAUUUUCGGGGUCAGUCCCAGAUUUUAUAGGGAACCUCACGUCCUUGACUGAUUUCGGCCUUGGAGGUAAUUCAUUAUCCGGGAGAUUUCCUGAUAAUAUUUUUCGCAACCUAGUUCAGCUGGAAGUCUUGGAUUUGAAUAGCAACAAAUUUUCUGGCUGGUUUCCUGGUACUUUCGGUAACCUCUCACACAGACUUACAGAUCUACUCCUUUCCAAUAACAAUUUCACAGGUCCUAUUCCAUCUCUCAUCUUUAACCUGCCAAAACUUCGAUACUUGGAUUGUUCAUACAAUCAGCUUGUGGGUCCACUUCCAAGUCAAGUAGUCAAUAUUGGCUUGAAUAGUAUACAGUGGACCUACUUGUCACGUAACUUCCUCAAUGGAACCAUCCCAUCUUGGAUGCUAGCCCUUCCAUCCUUGCAUUGGUUGGACCUCAGUUCUAACUUGUUAACAGGAGAGAUCCCUGAGUUCCAAUCGAGUUCCUUAGGAGCGAUUCAUCUACAACAAAAUCAAUUGUCAGGUCUUGUACCAAACACAAUCUUCAACCUUGUGAACGUUUCCGAGAUCGAUCUCAGUUCAAACAAGUUGAGCGGUGUAUUCCAUUUGGAUAGUAUUAGAACUCUAAAAAAUCUUGAAUAUCUUAGUCUUUCACAUAAUAAUAAUAUUUCAAUACUAUUUGAUAGCACUCCACAUAAUUCUACCUGGAUUUCUUCACUUCUAUACUUAAACCUGUCUUCUUGUAACAUUACCAGAAUCCCAAGCUUCUAUCUUGACUUCUUUCCCUCUCUCCGGUCACUUGAUCUCUCUCACAACUUUUUAAACUCCAUGACCAUCCUACCACCUCACAUGGAAGGGCUUCUGUACCUUGACCUAAGCUACAACAAGUUGACAGGGAGGAUGCCACAUCACAUAUGUAAUAUCACCACCCUUGACGUCAUCAACUUGUCUAACAACAGCUUGAGUGGCAGCAUACCUGAAUGCUUGGUCAACCUUACCGAUUUGACAGUCUUGCAAUUGAGGAUGAACAACUUCCACGGUUCAGUUCCAUCCAUAUUUGGCAAUAUGAGCUCAUUGGAAAAUCUGGAUUUAAACGGCAACAUAUUGGGAGGUCCAUUGCCGCAAAGCUUAACAGGGUGCAAGGAGCUUCAAGUAUUGGAUGUCGGGAACAAUGAACUUAAUGGUGUUUUCCCAUUUUGGUUGUCAUCUCUUCCUGGGCUCAAAGUUCUCAUCUUGCACAAUAAUAGUUUCCAUGGCACUAUCACGACCGAGAGUAUGGAUCCCAUGAACAGCUUUCCCAUGUUGCGGAUAUUGGACAUCUCCAACAACUACUUCAACGGUCUUCUGCCCGCAAGCUUGUUUCACAAGUUCCCGGCCAUGAUGAUGCUGCAUGAGUCCGAGAAAAUUGGAGUGCAUUACAUUGCACGGUCAAGUGAUAAUGAGUACUACUCUGUUGUUCUGAUAGUGAAAGGCCAAGAGAUGAUGAUAACCAAAAUCCUCACCAUCUUCACCACCGUGGACUUGUCGAACAACAAUUUCCACGGCAGUAUUCCAGACGCAAUCGGAGAGCUCAAGUCACUUCUACUCCUUAAUCUGUCACACAACAACUUCAUUGGCCCAAUCCCAUCUUCCCUGGUGAACUUGAACGAACUUGAAUUCUUGGAUCUCUCCUCAAACCAACUUACAGGGGAGAUCCCAUCACGAUUGGCAAGUUUGACAUCUCUUGCAAAAUUGAACUUGUCACGAAAUUCACUCCAGGGGUCGAUACCUCAAGGCAAACAAUUCGACACAUUCGAUAAUACUUCUUACAUUGGAAAUGAAGGGUUGUGCGGGCUUCCUUUGUCCAAGAAGUGCGGAGGCGAUGAUCAUAAUGAUGAGGAUUCUGAACCUGCAGAAUCCGAGUCCGAUGUAACACUGUUUGAUUGGACAUUCGCAGGUGCUGGGUAUGGAUCCGGGCUAGUGAUCGGAGUAUCGACCGCCUACAUUAUGUUCAUAAUCAGGAAGCCACGGUGGCUGGUGGAGAUGAUAGAUAAUUGUAUUCGACGGCAACACCAGGCUAGACGGUGGAGGCCGGCGAUAAGAUUUUAACACUACUGAAUACUGAUCAAAUAAGUGCAAGUCGGAGUU